AUGCCCGAGUUGCAAGCAUUGCAGGAAGAUUUCUUGAGCCGAGAAGGCCGCAGCAAGCCCUCUAUGCUAGAUCUCGAUCAACUUCAUCGACGUCUGACGUCGUACCCAGCGCAUCUCCCUAACAGCGACUACCUCAAGGACCUCGACCAGAAGAUCUCCUUGGUGCAACAAAUCAAUCAGCUGUGUGGACAGUUUCAUACGGAUGCCUCGAUGAAGGAGCUCCACUUAGACAAGGCUUCGUUCUGGUCCACGUUGAUGACCAUGGACUUGGAGAGGUUGAAGGAAGUUCGACGCGAGCUUGAUGAUAUGACCAGCGCCAAGGCAAAGAUGCUUCUACUCACCGAUUUCCCGGCAUGGGCCAUGGCAACGCCAAUGCUUCUCCGUUCUUAUGAACGCGUCGCUGCGCUCUUGAAGAAGCUUACGUCGGAGUCUUGCGACGAAAACCUCAUCGAUACUCGUCGUAACAUGAUCUGCAUGCACCUCCAAAUGGGCAAGUACUGGUUCACCGGAGAGUUCAUGCUCAAACCAAUGGGUCGCCCAGUUCGGGUUUUUGUUCCAAUUCCGGCAGAAGAUCCGACUGAAGAACCUCAGACGAAGGCCGUAUGGGUCUUGACGUUGAUCUUCCAUUGGCUUCAGAAGACGGAGUUUCCGGGCAUGCAGCAAACCAUACCUUUCAACACUGAUCCCCGUCAGCACUUCGAGGACCACAAUCCCCUAGAUUUUGGAGUCAUUGAUGUCGGCACUGCCCAUCCCGUGGUCGGCGGAGAGAUCAUCCGAAUCUUUGCCGACGACGAGAAGGACUUGCCUGACUGUGACCUCUUGGAUCUGCGGGCGAACCUGUAUACGGCAUUCUCUCUAGCUGCUGCUGUGGACCCGAGAACCUACAAGUUUGACGACGAUGGUGACGAUGACGUCGACAAAGAAGGAGGCGACUUCGACGAGGAGAUAGCCACUACAGCUCACAUGCGGAUGUGGAUGAAGAAGAGGGCCAAAUCACCGUCGAAUCCACGGUGUCGCAAUACACCUUCGACGGCUGCCGACGAACCGUCCUAUGCUCACCAUGAUACGCAACAAGUCGAGGAUCAGGUGGUGAGCCCCAAUGAAGAUUCAAAAGAGGAUACGGCCAAGAACGACAAGACGGUUGGAGAGAUUCAAUCCUCUACUGCCUAG
Colletotrichum fioriniae is the source of this 1170-nucleotide messenger RNA. The record is from RefSeq and is a predicted model, not a curated record. NCBI's taxonomy places the organism in Eukaryota, Fungi, Ascomycota, Sordariomycetes, Glomerellales, Glomerellaceae.